This is a messenger RNA of Marasmius oreades (fairy-ring Marasmius), 4863 nucleotides long. RefSeq lists its product as uncharacterized. The coding region runs from base 183 to 4496 and encodes 1437 amino acids. The record is from RefSeq and is a predicted model, not a curated record. The transcript is spliced from 3 exons. NCBI's taxonomy places the organism in Eukaryota, Fungi, Basidiomycota, Agaricomycetes, Agaricales, Marasmiaceae.
GCGACCUCGCCUCUCAUUUCGCCAUCCCCAGUAUCGGGUCAUCCAUCCAUGUUACACCCCACCAACUUGAUUUCGUCACUAUCCAUCAACAUCUUCACCUAUUAUUAUUAUUGAACGAGGAUUAAAAGACAAUAAGCUAACGCAUAUACAACGACUAAACACGACACCACGAAGCCGCAAAAAUGGCACAACCCUCGUCUCCUUCAUCGUUGACCUCACCAACGCGUAGAAGUGUCUGGUCUGCAUAUGCGCGACGUGAAGAAGAUUAUGAAACUCAUGACAUGCGAGGUUUUUCUUUUGGAUCACCGACAAGUACGAGUGGACCAUCGAGGAGUUUGAGUGUCAGUGAUGGUGACGAGGAAGGAAAUGGGGAAAUUGAAGAAGAGGGGCACGGUCAUAGAGGGGAUGGCCACGAAAGAGGAUUUAGAGGAAGGUCCUUGAAAGUGGUAGACACCACGCCCAGGCCGUCGUUCGCAACGGCGACACGCAGUCAUCCAUCGCAAGGCUCGUCGCCAACGAAGCAUCCUUCAAGCUCGCAUUCAUCGUCAAGAUCUCCGCCGAUAGAUGAGGUUGAUGGUUCAGACCACGAUCGUUCCGUUUCUGACGAACAUCAGCAUCCAGAGGAACUAAAUGCCGCAAGUGUAGGCGACGACGGCACUCAUCAUCAUAAUGAAUAUCAUGACCAAGAGCACGAUGACGACGAAUACUACUACGAUUCUUCCGAGGACUGUUCAUACACCUAUUCCGAUGACAGUGGAUCCCUCGACAUUGAGGUAUCGUCGGCUCAAUACGACCUAGAUGGACUCGUAGAAGGACCUGCGAUUAAUCCACGGCUCAUUCCCAGUAUUCAUAGCAGCAGUGGAAGCCGUAGCACGAGCAUUCGGCGGAAAGGCAGUUCUGCAACUGAGAGCCACUGGAGUGGGCGGAGUGGAUAUGGAAGUAUCACCGACAGAAAAGGGAGUGUCGUCAGUGUUUGGUCCUACGUGGCGGGGUCAGGCGUUGAAGGAAGACAGAGCUACUAUUCUUCUGGGGAACUCCCGCCAAGCGACAACGUCAGUGCCACUGGGGAUUCCCAUGAAGAAGACUGGAGACGACUACUGGGACCAGCACCAGUGGCUAACAGCACGCUGCCACUAUCACCAGAUUCGCCGCACUUUACUGUUCCCAACGAACUUAUUGACGACGCCUCCGCGUCAGCUUCUUCUCGUGAAGAUGCCGCGAGCGACUACGAUAUACCUUACAUCACUCAAGAUUUUGAUCAACAACCAGACUUUGUUUCUGUUGCAUCUGGCGCAACUGGCUUUACUUCAAUUUCCUCCCCGACUUCUUCGGCAUCAUAUCCCUCCACCGGGUCAUCGUUAGUUCUACAUUCUUUCAGUGGUUCUUCGGUCUCCGGGUCCGCCUCUGGAUCCGGAUCUUCUAGUACCCAUCACUAUUCCCAAUCGCGGUCGACCAUGGAUUCAUAUGGAUCAAGUGAUAGGCCUCUUCCACUCCCACCAUUUCUGCAACAGCAGCUAAAUCAACAACGGAAGAAGAGUUUGCCAGGAGGUCUAAACCCGAAUCUUUGGGAGCUAACGAACAAAACGGCGUUUUCCAAGUCACCUCUCAGCACUGGAAUUAGAGCAAAAGCAAGGGAACAGCCUCCUAGCAUGAUGAGCGCGUUGUCUACAGGUAGUUUGAGUUCCUCCCUCAAUUUCCCCCAUGACGACUCGUUUGCUCGUGUCCUGAACGCCUGGGGUGGGAAAAGUUACAGAGACUUAAGAAAGGAAUGGGUAUUUCGUAGAGAGCGUUCGGGCAGCUUUGGAAGUUCAACUAGCAGCUCCUCGAGUUCAUCGAGGACAAGUCGUGUCCGUGGUGUUCAACUUGGCAUGGCCGUGCCCUCGCAAGAAAGUUGGAGCAAUUAUUUAUUGGGGAUGUUUGUGGUGAUAAGGGAGGAGAUUGGGCGUGAAGGAGUUGUCGCCGCUUCUUCCUCACCCAAGCCACUGCCAAAAUCGUCCGCAGACAUUCAGAAAUUAGGGUCGAAUAAGGACUUAGACGGCGAAAAUUUGAAAUCCGAAAAGAGUCGGGAGAAGGGCAAAGCAAAGGAAGAAAGCUUGGGUGAGGGUCAAAGCGAGCGGAAAAUGGGCGUAGAUACGGUUUUCGAUUCCCGAAAUAAGCUGAAGUACUCAAAAUCGAAAUCCUCGUCUCAUUCUCAAGCUCCAACGCUUGGCCCCACACCUAAGUCAUCGUCUCAGCUGUACGGUGUUGGCAAGUCACUGCAGCAGAGAAUAGUUAUUCGAAAGCUGAACGACAACGUUCGUCGAAGUGAUCAGACCAAGACUAAGACUGGACUUAAUGCUGUCGGCGCAACAUUCUCAACUCCGACAGAAGACCACACAAUCGCCUCGUCCAGAUCACCUACAUCCACUUCAACUUAUUCGAGUGGCCUUGCCUCUGAAUCUCCCUCCAUUACUGUUUCCCCACCCGAAUCUUCAUCGUCUCAAUCCCCCUUCACAUCUGCACCACAGUCGAUCACCACAUCCUCUUCCAAGGAUGACCUGCCCUCCAAAGAACCUGAAAUGUCGCGUAGUGCAUUGCUCCAUAUCCCUUCACACCCUCUCGGUUACGAUCCUCUUCACCCUGCUGUCAUCGUUCAUAAGCAUUCUAGAGUUGCGGCGUUUUCUGUUAGCCGUCACCAUCGGAGCUCCGGUCGUGCAGGUGCGAGAUCGAGAAUGGUAAUUAUGUUAGCGCAGAAAAGUGUUCAAGAGGCAUUCACUAAUACGGAAACGACGAAGAAGUUCAUGGAAACUGCGUUGUUGAUGAGUUUUGAUGGACCGAAGAAGCGGCGGGAGAAGGAGAGGGCUCAACAAAAGGAGAAGAAUGUGACUGGGUUGGGGAGUGGAAAUGAGAAAGGAAAGAGGAAGGACAAGCAGAGGGAGAAAGAGAAAGAGAAAGGGAAGGAUAAGUACAAGGACAAAAAGGACAAUCUUAGAUUGAAAAUCCGAAGUGAAGGGCAAAUUCACCUUAGUGACGAGGAUGGUGGGAAGAGCUCAAUGAAGUCAGGUGGUAGCAGUCGAUCAAGGCUACAUUUCCCCAAAUCCCCCUCGAAAUCUCUAGGAACCAAGUCAGCUCCUGCAAAUAUCAAUGGCGAGGAUGAACUCGACUUGGAGCAUAGCAAUGCGAUCGUUUCAGGCGACCACAAUUUUCUACAUCGAAGAGCUUCGUCGUCAGUUCUGCCGAGGUCUCCCUCGGCUUCUGUUGGUUUGACAGCUGCUCGGGGUAACCCAUUGGCAACAGAUGAUGGCGAACAGGGAGAGACUGAAAAUGAACACAUUAGCCCUCUUCGCCCCAAGUACAUUCGUGAACAUGACUACUAUAAAGCCUAUGGGACACUCGACAGACAUUCCAGUCUAGAAUCACCCCCACCAACGCGUACUCGCCGAACCUCCAACUCAAGUCUAUUUAAGCGGCUCCUUCCCUGGGCCGAUACGACGAAAGUCAGCAGCGGAAGUGAGCUUACUUCAUCCGUCUCAUCCCAUGCCGUUGUUGGUUCUUCAUCCAGCCUCGGGAUCAUGAACAAUGCAUACGUCCCUCCCUGGAUGACAUUCCUGACGCGGGAGCAGCAAGAGCAGCACAAGAGAGCGGAGUCUGCGAUGGGAACGCUGAAGACGUCGUUCGAGAAUGUCGGCUUGCUACCGACUUUGAGAGAGGGCGGAGACCGAGAGAAGGAGAAACCGAAAGAGAGAGACAAGGAAAAGAAGGAACGAACUUCGCUCAGGAAGCCUGGUGGUAAAGAAAGAGAUAGAGAGAACGACGUGCUCAGCACUGUGCCGCACGAAUCACUCUUCAUGCUGCUUCCCCUUUGGCCUGGGGAAACCGAUGCAUAUUCGCAGCAUUAUUUCCCGUUCGAAAUGCCCCAUGUACCUUCAGAGGAUCGGAUGUUUUUAUUGGUAUACUACAAGGUCUUACCUCGGGAAAUGUCGACCAUGCUGAACCCCAAUCAGCGAAACCCUCAGCCUAUUCUAGACAAGCGCAAUAUCCUUCUUCCCAGCUUUCAUAUCGUUGCACGACAGGUCCCUUACACAGAACUCCAAAACUCUGGUAUACGUCUUCCAGACCAAGGACUUGCAGUGUCGGGGCCCCUGGAACAAGCUUACAAUACUUCUCCGAAACGUCCCAAAGAUGGCUUAUCCUCCGCACCGACUUCAUUACCAUCCCAAUCACGCGUGCCUCUCGCUGGAGUGCCCGUACGUGAUUGUUUGAUGGGUUCGUGCUACUCCCGUGAAACUGGGAUCGAGUUCGAUCCCGAGGCCCUGAUUGAACUAGGGUUGUGUAGUGUGUUGAAGGAGGAUGACAUUCCAGCCACGCUCCCGCCUGGAAUGUGUGAAGAGGAGGUAGAAAGGUCUAUUACGGUCAAGUUGUCUGCAGUUGGAAGUGCGGUGGUGGAAAUGGUCUGGGCGGGUGGUCUGGCGUUGACGAGCUUUGAGCCGGUCGGAGAAGGAAUACGGACGAAAUAACACCGAACGGGGUGGAUUCUUGUUCUUUUUCUUUCCAUAGCACUUUGAUCUUAAUCGCCCUUGUUUAAAUGUUCUGUUUUCGGGGGUCUUUACAUUACAUCUAGUUCUUACACGCGUGGAUUAAUACUUAGAUAUAUAGUUGUUUCUGAUUAUCUCCACUAUUUACCAUCGCACAUUCUUUAUUCUUCGCAUAAUUGUUAUUUUGUCUCAUUGCAUCUUGCCAUGUAGCUGUAUCGAGUACACAUUUUUCUCUUUUCUGUGAUGCAACUCCACUCACACUGUAGGCUGUACUUGAGAGUACAAAGCGACGCGGUGUUACUGUAAUGCCUACUAAGAUACAGUACCUCAAUUCAGAACGAGAGACUGC